This is a messenger RNA of Carcharodon carcharias (great white shark), 2180 nucleotides long. It is a transcript of the gene tmem116, whose product is annotated as transmembrane protein 116. Gene Ontology annotation, cellular component: plasma membrane. Lineage: Eukaryota; Metazoa; Chordata; Chondrichthyes; Lamniformes; Lamnidae. Gene Ontology annotation, biological process: adenylate cyclase-activating G protein-coupled receptor signaling pathway. The record is from RefSeq and is a predicted model, not a curated record. Bases 108 to 1208 code for a protein of 366 amino acids. Gene Ontology annotation, molecular function: G protein-coupled receptor activity. The transcript is spliced from 12 exons.
ACAGGAACUGCCGUCAGACGACAGAAGAACCAGUCUGACAAGAGACAGAGAACAUUUACUAGCGUAAAAUAAACCAGGAUUAAAGAGGAGGUGAAACAGCGCUUGCGAUGGAACAUUUAUCAACGGCGAUGGGCAGGGGUUCCUGGACUUUGGGGUUCAGCAUCGGUACAGAGGAACACUCAUCUGAAUUCUAUGUGGCAUUGCGAUGGAUACAGUUUUCUAUGGUGGUUUUGAGUCUUAUCGGUUCAGGCUCCAUCAUUGGAUAUGUAGCACUGCAGCAGCUGGCAAGGCACCCAGAGAUUCGCCCAUUGUUCUACCUGAGUUUGUCUGACCUGAUGCUGGGAGUUUGCUGGCUGAUUGGCGUCUUGCUCUAUGGGGAGUCCUUCAGUACUCAGAGCAUCGCCUGCUACAAUCUCCAGGUGAUAGGACAGGUGCUAUAUAUCUCAUCUUUUUGCUACACCCUGAAUUAUACCUGGUGCCUGUAUAGAGAUCUGAGAUCGAGGAUUCGCGCAACGGUGAAUGAUUCAUCUUGCCUGAAGAUAACUGAAAGCAGUAAUAGACUGAGCAGGAUCGUAAUAAAAUUAUCCAGUUUGAUUCCUCUGCUACUGAUGGUGCCUGUAUUUUGUAUUGGAAAUGGAUACGGUUGUUAUGCUAACCUCAGCAAUUCGUGCCUCCUCCUUCACACUGGAAUGCUUGAACUGAACAGCAGUUAUAACAGGGUCCAUAAGAAUGCAUGUCACAGUUUGUACCUGUACAGAACCACCAUCUUCCUCAUUUCCUUCUGUUUUACAUUACUCGGACUUGUGAUUCUUCUAAUUAAAACCCGGAUCCUCUAUAAGAAAUUGGUGACUCUGACUGGAUUUCUUGGAGACCAGCAGUGGGCAAAGAUCAGCGUGAUUGAACGGAGAGUCUUUCUCUAUCCCACAGCCUUUUUGUUCUGUUGGGGACCAGCGACCAUUCUAGCUGUGAUUAAGCUGUUGAAACCAACAAACAUGCCUGUUCUUUAUGUCAUACUCUACAUCUUACAGGCAUUCACAGCUGCAUCUCAGGGACUGCUGAACUGUAUUGUGUACGGUUGGACACAGAGAACGCUCCAAUACGUGAGACAAAAGGCUCGUCGUGAUGUUGAUACACAGACUCCACUCCUACGUUCUCAGAAGCGAUCAUACUCCAGCAUGCAAAAUUCUAAAAGUUUGUAUAAACUAUAAUGCACAUGACAGCAGAACACAUGGAUAGCACUGAGGCAGUGGAAAAUGACGUGUUGUUGAUCUUUCCAAUGACCAACUGACUGAACAGAGCAGGAUGGACAUGAUAAUUCCACAAAAUCUAUCAUCUAAGUACUAACCAGACUCCAGUCCUACUCAAAGAGGAGCCACAUUGAGUGAGAAAGCCAUAGGGAAAACCAGUCAAACUUCCAAUUCAGUCAGAUCAGAGAGUAGAAUCAGGCUAGACACAGGAUAUCUGGUUACCUCCACCUCCAAUCCAGACAAGGGCCAGGAUGUGCAAGAGAGUGGAUUUGCACCAUAAUUCAUAACUACCUCCCCCACCCACCACCACUCAGGCUUCAAAGACAUACCUUGGCUCUGAGCUGAAAGACCAGAGCAUAUGCAUUUUUCCUUUGGCUCUUACUAACAAACUACUUUACAAAAGGGUUAUGUAAGAAUGUACUUACUGCAUAAGGGGUUGUUACACCCUACUGCAUGAGACACAAACUAUACAAAUUGAAAUAUUCAUUGAAGAUAAAAUAAACCUUAGUUCUAAAUUUAAAAUAAGUUAAGAUGCUCUUUUGGACUCAUGCUGCUUUAUAUUUCAGAAUCCUAUUAAAAAAUACCAUCAGGGCAUGUUAAAAGCAAGGAUUUUUGGAUUUGACUCUGCGGUGGGGUGAGGGUUUAUGAGCUGCUUUAUUUUAAAGAGAGGGAAAAAGGAAUAAACAAGCCCACCUGUUUUCCCACCCCUCCUCACUGUAGGAUAAUAUAAAUAAUGUAUUUAAUAGGGUCAGAAACUUGCAGGGGAGAUGUAGUGCAAAGAGUUAAUGUUAAGUACGUAAAUAGUCUACAUCAGUGAUGUAAGCUCACAUGACAACAGCGUAUGCUGAGAGAUAGUUCUAUAUGAAGCCUCGUGCUAAGCCUUGUACUGUACAUAGUCAGCAGAAUGUUCAAUAAAAGGUAAAGUUUACCGCA